This is a messenger RNA of Cannabis sativa, 1806 nucleotides long. RefSeq names its product cytochrome P450 71D9. The record is from RefSeq and is a predicted model, not a curated record. Gene Ontology annotation, molecular function: monooxygenase activity; oxidoreductase activity, acting on paired donors, with incorporation or reduction of molecular oxygen; iron ion binding. NCBI's taxonomy places the organism in Eukaryota, Viridiplantae, Streptophyta, Magnoliopsida, Rosales, Cannabaceae.
AAUUAGUUCAAUAUAAUAUUCAUUGCAUCAAAAACUCAAACAAAAACAAAAGUUUCAUAUGUAUAUGUAGUACAAUAAAGAUCCACAAAUUCAAAAAAAAAAAAUUAAAAAAAUGGAGCUCCAACUACUACCCUUUUCUUUCCCAAUAAUUUUCUCUACCUUCAUUUUUUUGUUUAUGGUGAUCAUCAUAAACAUACUCAAGAAAAGAAGUUGUUCAACACUCCCACCAGGACCAUGGCAACUACCCUUUGUGGGAAACAUGCACAAUCUUUUGGGGUCUUUACCCCACCAUACACUAAGAGACUUAGCCAAAAAAUAUGGCCCAUUUAUGUACCUAAAAUUUGGCCAACUUCCAACCAUAGUAGUCUCUUCACAAGAAUUUUCCAAAGAGGUGAUGAGAAAUCAUGAUGCUAGUUUUGCCUCAAGGCCACAAAAUUUGUACUCAGAGAUUAUGAUGUAUGGUAGUACUGACAUAGCCUUUGCUCCCUAUGGUGAGUAUUGGAGACAACUUAGAAAAUUAUGCAUGCAAGAGCUUUUGAGCAACACUAGAGUUCAAUCUUUUAGACACAUAAGAGAAGAGGUGAUGAAUAAUUUGAUUGAAUGGAUUGCUUCAAAUGUUGGAAAGCCUAUAAAUCUUAGUGAAAAGAUCAAAUCCUCGACGUAUGGCAUCACUUCGCGGGCUGCAUUCGGAAACAAAAGUGAAGGCCAUGAAGAGUUCAUAUCAAUUGUGGAGCAAACUGUGCCAUUAACAGCAGGGUUUGAGUUUUCUGAGCUUUUUCCUUCUCUUAAAUUUUUUGCUUUGAUUAGUCCUUCAAGGUAUAAAUUGGAGAGAUUGAAGCAAAGAUCUGAGAAGAUUGUUGAAAGGAUUAUCCAAGAACAUAAAGAUCAGAAGAAGAAGAAGAACAAUGAAAGUGCAACACAUGAAGAUUUUGUUGAUGUUCUUUUGAAGUUUCAGGACAGAAGUGACCUUGGUUUUUCCUUCACAAUUGACAAUGUCAAAGCAGUCAUUUGGGAAAUCUUUGCUGCAGGGAGUGAGACAUCAUCCUCAGCCGUAGAUUGGGCAAUGGCGGAAAUGAUAAGAAACCGAAGAGUAAUGAAAAAAGCACAAGAGGAAGUGAGACAAGUGUUUAACAAAAAAGGCAAAGUUGAUGAAGCAGGAAUUAGUGAUUUGAAAUACUUGAAAUCAGUAGUGAAAGAGACUCUAAGAUUGCACCCUUCUGCACCAUUGUUACUCCCAAGAGAAAGCAGUGAGAAGUGUGUUAUCAAUGGCUAUGAGAUACCAAGAAUCAUAGUUAAUGCAUGGGCAAUUGGAAGAGAUCCUAAAUAUUGGACGGAACCCGAGAGUUUUAUGCCCGAAAGAUUUGUUGAUAGCAACAUUGAUUUCAAGGGGAACAAUUUUGAGUAUAUUCCAUUUGGCGCGGGAAGAAGAAUAUGUCCCGGCAUAUCAUAUGGUGUCCUCAAUAUUGAGCUCCCACUUGCAUUUUUGUUGUACCAUUUUGACUGGAAACUCCCCUAUGGAUUGAAACAUGAAGAUUUGGACAUGACUGAGUUGUUUGGUGUAUCAGUUAGAAGAAAAGAUCAUCUUAGUGUGAUUCCUAUUGCUUAUGAUGAUUUAAAAAUUAAUUCACAAGAAGGGUAAAAUUAACAUCAUUAGUUUGUUUAAUGAUCGUUGUGGAUUGUAAUGUUUGUAAAUAAGAGUACGUAUUAGUGAUAUCAAUUAGGGCUCGUUUGGAACGCCGUAUUAUGUCGUAUUGUAUUGUAUUGUAUUAUAUUGAAUUGUAUUUUAUGCAAUAUUUUUAUGUAAAA